UGUCACUUCCUAGAUGUCCUGAAGCCACCUCUUUCUGUGUUUUUUUUUCUGUUGUUUCAGGACAAACACCAUGAUGCUGCUCACGAAAUCAUUGAGACAAUUCGGUGGGUCUGUGAAGAAAUUCCAGACCUCAAGCUUGCUAUGGAAAACUAUGUUUUAAUUGACUAUGAUACUAAAAGCUUUGAAAGCAUGCAAAGACUUUGUGACAAAUACAACCGAGCUAUUGACAGCAUUCAUCAGUUGUGGAAAGGAACCACCCAGCCCAUGAAACUGAAUACCCGCCCUUCCAAUGGGCUUCUGCGCCAUAUCUUACAGCAAGUAUAUAACCACUCAGUGACGGACCCAGAAAAACUCAACAACUAUGAACCCUUUUCCCCAGAAGUGUAUGGAGAGACUUCUUUUGACUUAGUGGCCCAGAUGAUAGAUGAAAUAAAAAUGACUGAAGAUGACCUCUUUGUAGACUUAGGCAGUGGUGUGGGUCAAGUUGUGCUCCAGGUCGCUGCAGCAACAAACUGCAAGCAUCACUAUGGUGUGGAGAAAGCUGAUAUUCCGGCCAAAUACGCUGAGACGAUGGACAAAGAAUUCAGAAAGUGGAUGAAAUGGUAUGGGAAAAAACAUGCAGAUUACACACUGGAAAGAGGUGAUUUCCUCUCAGAAGAAUGGCGAGACAGAAUUGCAAACACAAGUGUUAUCUUUGUGAAUAACUUUGCUUUUGGUCCUGAAGUGGAUCACCAGUUGAAGGAGCGAUUCGCAAACAUGAAGGAAGGUGGUCAAAUAGUAUCCUCAAAACCUUUUGCACCAUUAAACUUUAGAAUAAACAGUCGAAACCUGAGUGAUAUUGGCACUAUAAUGAGAGUUGUAGAAUUGUCACCACUGAAAGGAUCUGUCUCAUGGACCGGGAAACCAGUUUCUUACUACCUGCAUACUAUUGAUCGAACCAUACUUGAAAACUACUUCUCUAGUCUCAAAAAUCCAAAACUCAGGGAAGAACAAGAGGCAGCUAGACGUCGACAACAAAGAGAAAACAAGAGUAACACAACAACUCCAACAAAAGUCCAAGAAAACAAGGACGAUGGUGCUGAAGAAGACAAGAACCUUGCGGCUAACACUGUCAAAAAACCAUCUCCCUCCAAAGCACGCAAGAAGAAGCUGAGCAAAAAGGGAAGGAAGAUGGCUGGUAGGAAGCGUGGGCGCCCCAAGAAAAUGAACGUGGUGAAUGCCGACCGCAAGAUCAAGAAGAACCAAACCGCGCUGGAGCUUCUCCAUGCUCAAACUGUAUCACAAACAAAUUCAUCCUCUCCUCAGG
Thamnophis sirtalis is the source of this 1306-nucleotide messenger RNA. NCBI's taxonomy places the organism in Eukaryota, Metazoa, Chordata, Lepidosauria, Squamata, Natricidae. The record is from RefSeq and is a predicted model, not a curated record.